AGGAUAUCCUCUUUCCUCUGACAUUCCUGAUCAUAUGUCAUACCCCACAACAAUGUCACAAAGAUUGCAAGAAAUUCCAGAUUUCGAAUUCAACUACAACCCAAAGACAAAACCGCGCAGAAGAAAGGCAGAUUUCCUUCUGAUUCCAGUAGGUUUAAUUUUUAUGUCACCACCACAAGUGGUGACAUAUUUUUAUAGUCUCCAACUUUUUUGCGGAUGGUGUUCUGCAUCCGGCAGUUGGUGUUUGGCACUUGGUUUUGGUGUCUGUAACAAAUGGCAGGUUGUGACAUUUCGCAUUUUAAUGCCUUGU
Molecule: messenger RNA, 310 nt
Organism: Owenia fusiformis
Lineage: Eukaryota; Metazoa; Annelida; Polychaeta; Sabellida; Oweniidae
Source: the annotation of a GenBank genome assembly